Messenger RNA from Anopheles funestus (African malaria mosquito), 1046 nucleotides. RefSeq lists its product as uncharacterized. Gene Ontology annotation, molecular function: carbohydrate binding. Bases 142 to 1020 code for a protein of 292 amino acids. The transcript is spliced from 2 exons. NCBI's taxonomy places the organism in Eukaryota, Metazoa, Arthropoda, Insecta, Diptera, Culicidae. The record is from RefSeq and is a predicted model, not a curated record.
UGUACGUAAGACAUUGAAGCAUUUGUAUGCGUACCUACAUUUUGAACUCUUAUCAAACGUUUAUGGACUUCAGUACGUUCAAGCAUCCAAUCAGUAUCAAUUUAAAUGUCUUGUUGAAAACGUGUGCUAAUUCCUUCGAACAUGAAAUUGAAAGCGAUUUUUAUUUGUGCGAUCUUUCUUGCUUUGACAGUGACCAUAUCCUGUGUGCAUGCAAGAAACGACCCUUGGCGUAGAAUAACCGAUUCUAGUGAGUUCGAUUGUAAGCGCUUCAACAAACAGAUACAAAUAUUUCGACCUGAAGGAGUAGUAAUAACGCAAAGUGUUUUGGAAAAUGUGCAAUCGCUUAAACUGAAGGUGUACAUUAAUGCAAAGUAUCAGGCGAAUCCCUCGUGUGACAUUUCUGCGGAUUUUACAUUCACAAAUCGUACCCAAAAAACACUAACCACAAAGCACGCGUCGGCUAUUGUCCGUGCAGGCGACAUAGUUCAGUAUACCGUCACCAAACUCUACCAAUAUGGUCCGGCGAAGUUAUUUAGCUGUGAAUUUUAUGUGAAUGAUAAGUUCAUAAAGUCUGCGCAUGAAACAACAUCAUCACGAUUCUGUCCGGAAAAUGUUCACAAUUUUGCCGCAGAAAAGACAAUACUAGAGGAAACAAUCAACGAACUUCUCUCAUCUUGUGAAGCGGUGAAUUUAACAACAAAGCUUGCCUUACUAACCGACGACAUGCAGGAAAAGAAACCACUUAAACGUUACGCUGUUCAACGGCUUAACGCACUGCUUCCAUCGGUAAACUGGUACGAGACGGUGGGAGCAGUUUCCCUUAUUCAGAAUAGAAUUGUUUUUGACGUGGAAACGAAACUGAUGAAGCUGAAAAUUCUUCACAUGAUCCGGGGAACCGAUGUGGCAAAAAAUAUCACUGAUUUGGAAGAACCACGCCGUUCGGUCAUUAGAACUCACGAUAUUCACGAGUAUUCCGAAGAAAUGGAAAGUACGACAGAAAUGAUUGAUAUUUCUAUCUAAAAUAAAGCAAAUAAGUGUUGCAAGUG